Messenger RNA from Plasmodium reichenowi, 1401 nucleotides. RefSeq names its product N6-adenine-specific methylase, putative. The coding region runs from base 1 to 1401 and encodes 466 amino acids. Gene Ontology annotation, molecular function: methyltransferase activity. NCBI's taxonomy places the organism in Eukaryota, Apicomplexa, Aconoidasida, Haemosporida, Plasmodiidae. Gene Ontology annotation, biological process: rRNA methylation. The transcript has a single exon. The record is from RefSeq and is a predicted model, not a curated record.
AUGAUCUUUGUAAAACAUAUUUUCUUAUUAUAUAUCAUAAGUCUAUUUCUUAAUAAUUUGAAUGCACUCUGUAAUUUUUUAAAAUCCCCAAAAAGAAAACAUAUCGGUUUAUUAUAUAAAUUAAGUAAACGAAAUAACAAUAAAAAUGUCCUUUUUAAAAAGAAGCUCUUUGUUUUUCAUUUAUGCUUUAUAAAAGUAUAUCCUUUGAUUUUUAAAAACAAAGUAGCCUUUCAAAAUGUAGAGGAUAAUUAUGUGUAUACGUUAAAAAGAAUGGAAAGGAAUAAAUGGAGGAUGCAAGACGAAAGAAAAGUAAUACAAAAUGAACAGAAUGUUUAUAAUUACACAAAUAAGGGCUUUUCAGAUCUGGAUGGGAAUUCCUUGGAUGCAGCUAGCUAUUCCAAAAAUAUUGUGGAAAAUAUGAAUCACAUGGGAUAUAAAAAAGAUAGUGAUCAUAAUAAUGAUAGUAUUAAUAAAAAAGAUAGUGAUCAUAAUAAUGAUACUAUUAAUAAAAAAGAUAGUGAUCAUAAUAAUGAUAAUAUUAAUGUUUGUAAUAAUAAUGGUAAGGUUACUAGUAAGGGAAAGAAAAGGAUAAUUGAAACGGAUAUGUAUGGGUUACCUAAAGAAAAAUUAAAUAUAAAAAGACUAACAAACAAAAAUAUAAAAUCAAAAUAUGGUUAUUGUAAAAUAAAAACGUACAAUGAAACCAUAAAUAUAAAUUAUAGAAAGAAGAAGAUAUUAAGUAUCCUUGAAGGUACUCUUAAAAAUAAAAGGCUUUAUUCACCAGAUACGUAUACACGACCUAUGAUGAGUAAAGUAAAAGAAUCUAUAUUCAGUAUAUUAACACAUUUAAAUAUAUUAAAUGGAUAUAAUAUAAAUGUAUUAGAUGUAUUUACUGGUAGUGGUAACUUAGGAAUCGAAUGUAUAUCAAGAGAUGUAAAGAAUGUAACAUUUGUAGAUUUAUCAUUAAAUUCUUGUAGAACAGUUUUUGAAAAUUUAAGGCUGUGUAAUAUAUAUGAUACGAAUAAAAAAAUAAUUAGAGCGGAUGCUAUGGAAUUAUUACAAAAUCCUUAUAAAUUUAAUGUACAUGAAAAAUAUAAUUUAGGAUUCUUUACACCACCGUAUGAACAAAUUAUAUAUAGUGAUUUAAUACACAACAUAUCAAAUAGUAAAUUAUUUGAGGAAGAUGCUCUUAUAUUUAUUGAGUAUCCAAAAGAAAUUAAUCUCCUCCCAAAAAAAGUAGGAAAUCUAAUUGGCUUAAGAAAUAGAAAAUUUGGAAGAACUUAUUACACACUUUAUGUUAUUAACAGUACAGGUAAAUAUAUUCCUUAUCAAAAUGAAAAUGAGUUUUACCCGCUUCACUAUAAUAGGAAACAAAGGAGGCAAGAAAAAUAUAUAGAAUAA